CUGCGCGCUUUUCAGUUCGAUCGUCCCAUUUCAGGUGUGUGCGUGACGCCACAAGAUGUGGCAAUGUUGUUCGACACUUCAACAAGUAUAACAGAGGAGGGCUUUUGGUCGAUGAAAAGCUUUGCAACUUUUAUGAUACAGCUGAUGGAAUUGGGAUCAACGAAAACUCGUGUGUGUCUCGUAAAGUUCCCAAUGAGACCAACACUGGUGUCUAGUUUCACCAAAUUUUCUUCCACGGAUGACAUCGAGUCUGCCAUUGGCUCAAUUGUUUACGGAGAUGGAGACACGGGUACGUUUACUCUAAGCGGUCUAAACCUUUUAUACCCUAACACUAACAUGCAUAUUCUUCAUACCGCUCUGUAUACUUUCUUAAAGUUCUGACAAGGGGAAUUUGUCAAACAAUAGAGAGCCUCCAUAACUGGUGAUCGUUUCCUCUAUUCUCGUGAACGUAAUGUUUGAUUCAGGGGUGAUAUUGUAAGGAGAAAUUAGAGGCUAGUCACUCUUAUGGGUCAAGGGCUAAGCAAAAAGUAAAGGGUUAAAGUCACAAUCGAAUCUAGUUUGCAUCCGAGUGGCUGAGAAAGUGCCGCGAAUUUUCUUGAACAAUCACACAACGUUAACUAAGAACACCGUAUCCAUCGCGGAAAGUGAAACUGAGAUAUUACAUUCAGGGUUUUUUUUAAAUUUCACGUAUAUUUUCAGACGUUGAAGAGGGUUUGAGGGUAGCAGCAGAUGAACUGUUUAAGGAGGAGAGUGGCACGAAGCUGGAAGAAUCCAAGAUCCUGAUUGUAUUUUCAGAUGGUGGUUUUAGAGGUUUCUACUUGGUGAGUCUUUUCUGACAAAUAUGUCAAAUAACACUCCCCUCCGAGACAACUCCGCGAAGUGUUUGCGGAGUUUUUAGUCCUCGUAGCUGUCUCCUCUGGUAUACCAGUUCUUCAUAGAACAACUCGGUAGGUUAUGGUAGACCGAAAGGACUAGCAUUUUCGUCGCGGGUUGAAGAGCCAAAGUGUCUAUAUAAAGGAAAGUUGUCCCGAUUAACAGGGUUACAUUAGCUGCUCUGGUAAGACAAUUAUCCGCGCACAAGCGGGAACAUUAAUCAGUCCACGUAUGGAUGUCAAAGUGGCGCGGGUCUUUUCCAUCAAUGAACCUCUGGGAACACAUCGCAGUGCCCUUAGUUGCCUCCAAGCGCGGGAAAAGGCACGCAAAACUUUGCUAGCUCAAUUCUGGUUGGUUAUAAAAAUGGUGCGCGUUUUUUCUAAUCAACCAAUGAGCGCAGGGAAAGCUUCUCUUCUUUUACUACAUUCAAUCCUUUUUUUCACCCCAACCCUUAGGAUCCCAGGAUAAAUGCAGCACACGUGAUCACAGUCGCAAGCGGUCCAGUAAUUCACAGAGAUCAGCUCGAGUCACUCGUUAAAGAUCCGAAAAAAGACUUCUUUACCAUUGCUGAUGAUUCGGCCAAAAGAGUGGUGCAGCGAAUAAAUGAGUUGACCCAAAAGGACUGCAACGAGGGAUGA
Molecule: messenger RNA, 1511 nt
Organism: Pocillopora meandrina
Lineage: Eukaryota; Metazoa; Cnidaria; Anthozoa; Scleractinia; Pocilloporidae
Source: the annotation of a GenBank genome assembly